Molecule: messenger RNA, 1554 nt
Organism: Eremothecium sinecaudum
Lineage: Eukaryota; Fungi; Ascomycota; Saccharomycetes; Saccharomycetales; Saccharomycetaceae
Gene: CMR1
Product: Cmr1p
Exons: 1
Coding region: 1-1554 (517 amino acids)
Biological process (GO): regulation of DNA damage checkpoint
Cellular component (GO): nucleus
Molecular function (GO): DNA binding; protein binding
Source: RefSeq, a predicted model, not a curated record
AUGUCAAAGGAGAGCGAUUUCCGUCAACGGCGGAAGGAGAAUAUUAAGAGAAAUAAUGAUUUGCUAAGGAAGCUCAAUUUGGGUGGAUUGGGUUUACAAAUUAAACGCGAAGUAGGUGAAGACGUCAAACCUAAACCUAAAGUCGCUAAAAAGACUGCCGCCAAAAAGAUUAAAUCACCGAAACCACUUGCAGUUCCUACUCGGAGAUCUAGGAGGUUGCAAGGUGUGAAUGUAGACGAAGAUGGUAUCCCAAAUGUUAACGAUAAUGAACUGAAGAAACUUUUAGGAAGUAAUUCAACGUCAUCUCAAACAGUAGAUGAUCUAAAGGAAUUGAUGAAUACCCCAGUAGUAGGUGACAUUAAAUUAAGUGACCUAGUUAAAGCGGAGAAUGAGGAGGAUCUAAUUAAAAAGUUCAGUGUCUUUGCAGAUAAAGGGUUUUCUAGCGGUGACUUCUUUGAAGAAUUGAAGGAGCAUCAGCAGUUUUCUGAAGAGACGAAACAACUUCAAUCAGACUUUGCUCUACGUCAAUACGAAACCUUUGAUCCCAAAGAAAUCGCCGUUGGAUAUGAAAGGAUUACAGCUAUGUAUUUUCAUCCUUCGAGGGAGAAGAAGCUAAUCGUUGGCGGAGACACCACCGGAACUGUGGGACUAUGGAGCGUUACAGAUGAGUUAGGAAUUGGAAGUGAGGAAACUGGUCCGGAUAUUAGCAGGUUUAAACUUUUCACGAAAAACGUCUGUAAGGUUGAGACUUAUCCUAUGAACACAGGAAAAUUGCUAGCAGCGUCGUACGAUGGUUCAUUGCGUUCAAUUCAGUUAAAUACUUUGAAAAGUGAAAGUAUUGCUGUAUUUCAGAAUUCUUAUGGGGAAGCAUUAGGUAUUAGUGAUUGGCAAUUCAGUUAUGAACAUCCAAACGUCUUGUAUAUGACGACACUGACAGGUGAAUUUACUCAGUUUGACCUAAGGACAAAACCACAAUCGUAUAAUCUUAUGAGGCUAUCUGACAAGAAAAUUGGUUCCAUGGCAAUCAGUCCUAGCAAUUCUUAUCAAAUUGCUACAGGUUCACUGGAUCGGACUCUUAAAUUAUGGGAUAUAAGGAAAACGGUUAAGAAACCAGAAUGGUCUCAAUAUGACGAUUUUCCAAGUCAUGAUAUCGUCUCGACUUACGAAUCUCGGCUAUCGAUUUCAGCAGUCUCAUAUUCUCCAACUGCAGACACGUUAGUGUGUAAUGGGUACGAUAACACUAUACGUCUCUUUGAUGUGAGUUCUGUCUUAGAAGCAGAGUUGAAACCCAAGACCACUAUUCAACAUAAUUGUAAAACAGGAAGAUGGGUCAGUAUAUUAAAAGCAAAGUUCAAGCAAAAUAAAAAUGUUUUUGCAAUUGCGAAUAUGAAGAGGGCGAUUGAUAUCUACAAUAAUGCUGGAGAACAACUUACCUCUCUUCCUACUUCUACGGUGCCUGCCGUCUUAAGCUGGCAUCCAUUGGAGAAUUGGAUUACCGGUGGUAACAGUAGUGGAAAGGUUUUCCUUUUUACAGACGACAUUAAAGAUAAAUAA